Molecule: messenger RNA, 2726 nt
Organism: Tricharina praecox
Lineage: Eukaryota; Fungi; Ascomycota; Pezizomycetes; Pezizales; Pyronemataceae
Exons: 1
Coding region: 87-2663 (858 amino acids)
Biological process (GO): mRNA stabilization; mitochondrial gene expression; mitochondrial proton-transporting ATP synthase complex assembly
Cellular component (GO): mitochondrion
Source: RefSeq, a predicted model, not a curated record
ACUCAAUUUUCUGGAACGCAUGUAACACAGACUGCAUCUGCUUGUUCCAAGUUGUGUGCAUCUCCGACCCCACGACUCAGCAUACAAUGGCAGUCCCACAACGCUGCGCCGCCUGCUCGACAAAACUUCUCGUAUCAUUCGCGGCAGCAUGGGGAGCUCGAAUUCGCUCGUCGGUUUCGGUCCUGCCCACGAGACAGUUGCGAGUGGGGACCGGGGCCAAGCUGUUGCCUGUGAGAGGAUUUCACCAUACACGGUUGCGGUUGGAGUCUACGUUGCCUGGAUCUGCGACUGUUGGGAUGGAGAAGGCUGCAGAGAAGACUGAACAUCCGACGAAAACUUACGAGGAAGCAGAUGUGCGGCCGGAUUCUGCCAUAGCCAACGAGUCUACCCCGGAAAUAGCAGCACAGUUGAAGACCAAGCCAGUGGCCGACACGCCCGGUGGCGAGAAGACUGAAGAUCCGACGAAAACUCAUGAGGAAGCAGAUGUGCAGCCGGAUUCUGCCAUAGCCGAUGAGUCUACCCCGGAAACAACAGCACAGCUGAAGACCGGACCAGUGGCCGACACUCUCGGCGACAUUCCGGUGGAAGUCCAGUUGAAUACCGAACCAGUGGCCCACACGCCUGGCGACACUCCGGUGGAAGCACAGUUGGAGGGUCAAGUAGUGCCCGAGUUCCCCAUCAGUUCUCCCGCCGAAGCCAAAGCUCAGUUAGAAUCCGACACGCCACCCCUCGAGCCCACCAAUACUCCGGUCGAAGCGGAAAUACUCACGCCCCCGGUCAGACAGCCUACCAGCCCCGCCUGGAAAGGGGACCCAUCAGUCCCGUGGUUCCUCCGUGUCGAAACACCGAAGGCCCCUCGCCACCCGCUUGCCGAACAACAAGUCCUGCCUGAGCUCCCCGAAGACUCGCCACCGGAACUCUCCGAAGUGCUCAAUCAGCUCUUUGAAGAUCACGGCAUUGCAGACCUCAAGAUUCUCGACCUGCGACCGCUUGAUCCGCCGCCAGCCAUUGGCACCACGCUGAUGAUUCUUGGAACCGCCCGCUCGAUCCGCCAUUUACAUGCCACGGCGGAUAAACUCUGCCGAUUUAUGCGCUCGCAGUACAAGUGGACGCCGUAUGCGGAUGGGUUGCUAGGUCGGUACGAGUUGAGACUUAUCAAUCGCAGGAAACAGAGAAGGGGCAAGGUGGUGUCUACGCAGUUGGGAGAGGUUGAUGAGGCUGGGAGUGCGGGGUGGGUGUGUGUCAACGGCGGAAACCAGCGGCUCGUGGUGCAGCUGUUUGUCCAGUCCAAACGGGAAGAGAUGGACAUCGAGGGACUGUGGGCGCCAAUUUUGGGUAGGGCUGAGCGUCACCGGACCGCGGAGGCGGCUCGUAGAGCUGAACGGGAAAGGAAGUGGGCAGAGGAAGAUGAGCAAGCAGCUCAAGUUGAAGAACAGACGAAGGAGGACGACCUUAAGCCGGUUCAUGCCCAGUACAGUACUUUGUCAACUGCUGCUACUUCCAUUAGCGGUCCUAUGAUUCACACGAGGUCAUUACACAACUGGGGGUCUCUGGCUUCGGAUCCUGCAGUGGCUGCUGAAAUGGAUGUUACCAAUCAUGCAACCUUCCCCGAGUUCCUGAAUACAGGCGACCUUAGCACAUACCUCUCGACCCUACCACCGCCGUCCGAUGAUGCCCACUACUCCGUCAUCCACCGAGCUCACAUCAAUGCACUGAAAUCACCCCUCGUCAAAGCGUCAACCCUCUUAGGAAUUGACUUCGAUGAUCGAGCAUCCACGCCGUUCCUUCGAACAUUUUACCAGAACCUUCCUUUCGCGAGUCCUGCUCUCCAGGUCAAAUCGGAGCUCGAACUCAAGAUUCUAGGCAACAUCCACAAGCAAGAAGCCUACCCUAUCCGGUCUUUCCAGUACUUUCUCGAAUCGCUUCGAGCCGCCGGCAAACCGGUGCAUCCCGAACACUACUACAUCAUCUUGUCACACCUCGCUGUCUGCCCUGAACUUCGAUCGCAAUACUCCCAAGGCUGGCUAUCUCAUGCCGAUAAACGUGUCUCUAUGAUCAAAAAUUAUCUGAACCGCCUCUCUCGCUAUCUCUCACCCUCGCAAUCCGCCCAACUUUUCAAUCGCCCCGAAUUCCGCUACGCCACAUUCCUUGCCUUCAUGAAAGAACCUAUUACUCCUGUUCGCGAAGCUAUUAUUGCUCACGACUCACGGACAGAACUACAACUCCCCUUCCUUCCGAGAACCUUCACCUUCCACCCGAAAGUCUGGUCCGGUCAGGGCUACGGCUCCCUCUCGGACCCGCCGUAUACGUACACGCUCAAGCAGCACCAUCUGGAUUGGCUCACUUCCCUUGGCAUCGCCGGGAAAUGGAGUCGCCUUUGGAGCGUAUGGAAAAAGAUUGCCCUCCAUGACGUGCCCAGAACCGCAGAAUUCUACAAACUUAUCUACGGCCUCGUUGCGGUCGCCGGGAACCAGAAGGAGGCGGUGUACUGUGCUCGCCAGGUGGGAUUGGAGGCGAUGGCAAGGGAGGAACCGAAGGUAUCAUUAGAGAUGGGGUUGGCGCGGGCCUUCAAGAAGGUGGUGGAGAUGGCAGAUGCGGGUGAGGGGAGCGCGGAGUGGAAACAUUGGAUGGACAUUUGUGAUGAGGCGGAGAGAAACACAUAAUGUAUCAAAUCUACCUAAGUACUGGGGAGAAGAAUGUAUACCUAGUACGAGUGAUAAUUCAAG